Molecule: messenger RNA, 864 nt
Organism: Striga asiatica
Lineage: Eukaryota; Viridiplantae; Streptophyta; Magnoliopsida; Lamiales; Orobanchaceae
Source: the annotation of a GenBank genome assembly
AUGGCAUUGGCAAGAGUUUCCCCUUCCCUUGCUAUAUUUAUUUAUUUUCUUGAAAAUGAUGCUCGUGCUAUUUAUUUUCUUCUUCCUAUGCCAUUCAACUCUUCUUACUCCCUUUCAAGAUUCAAAUCCAAUAUUCCAAAACCCCUCUGGAGUCGAAGGAGGAGCGUACCUAUACCGGUGCCGAGACACUCCAUCAUGAUGCUCACAGCGAAUAACAGCAUCAUAGAACUUCUUGCAUUGCUUGCACUCGACGCCUUCCAUAUUUUCCCUCUCGGAUUUCCUACGUACGGGCCCCACAUACUUGAAGCCCGAUUUCUCAGUCUUGGGUGGGGACACGUGUGGAUUUUGCAGCCCGGCAUCGACAUUCAUAUCAUCGCCGUCUUCCUUUACAGCCUUCCCCAAGUUCUGCCUCACAUUUUCGAGAGGAGUAUCCAGGAAAUUAUCAUGUGGAUCGGGUCCUACAUGGCUCUGGUGCGACCUCGUGUCCCUCCAACAGCAAGUCAUAUUGACAUCUCAAGAAAAGAUGAAGUGAGUCACUUUGUUCUAGCAACUGCACUUUCACUUUACAUACCUCUUCCAGUUCAAUGCUUUUCGUCUCCAGUUCUUUCUGGAUGGAAUCCGAACGAUUCACCAGGCGUUCCACUUCUGAUGCAAGAAGCCAAACAUGAUCCUUUUGAUGCAGAAGCUUCUCGAUCUGAAGCAGCAGCUCCUUCUCCUUUUGCUUAUAAUUAUAUGCACCUUCUGCAGCUUCCCUCGCCUCGUAGAAUAUCCGCAGGGUUCCCUAGUUUAGGAGACUUCUUUGGAUUGCUUUCCAUCUAUUUCAAAGAAGGCCCAAUUGACAAUUACUUGGGGCACUUGCAAUAG